AUGCUGGGGGUCUCGGGGAGAGACUGGCUUUGCUUUCUCUUCUUUUCACUGCCUGUCCUAGGGCUGCUGGCGGCUCAGGAUUCGAGAUGGAGAAGAGGAGAAAGUGAAGCAAAUCCCUUGCCACAGCAUGAAUUGAUAAUACCUCAGUGGAGAACAGAGAGCCCAGAUAGAGAGAAGCAUCCCCUCAAAGCUGAACUCAGGAUAACUGCAGAAGGGAAAGACCUCAUCCUGGACCUGGAGAAGAAUGAGUACCUCUUUGCUCCUGGCUUCACAGAAACACAGUACACACUAAGCGGAAGUCGUCAAGUCACGCCAUUGAAAGCUGAAGAUGACUGUUUUUACCAUGGAAAAGUGAGAAGGGAAGAACAAUCCAGUGUUACGCUCAGUACCUGCAGAGGCAUCAGAGGCCUGAUUGUGGUGAGCAGCAACCUUAGUUAUGUCAUCGAACCCUUUCCAGAUGGGCAGGGUCAGCAUCUAAUUUACAGAUCAGAGCAUCUCAAGCUGCCUGCUGGGAGUUGUGGUUAUGAGCAUUCCCAACCCAGUGCCAUGGACUGGGUUCUGCAGUUCUCAAACCAAGCCAGGAAGCAUCAACGAAGGGUUAGGAGGGAAGAUUUAAAGUCUAUGAAGUAUGUGGAACUCUACCUGGUAGCAGACUAUGCAGAG
Molecule: messenger RNA, 663 nt
Organism: Trichosurus vulpecula (common brushtail)
Lineage: Eukaryota; Metazoa; Chordata; Mammalia; Diprotodontia; Phalangeridae
Gene: ADAM19
Product: ADAM metallopeptidase domain 19
Biological process (GO): membrane protein ectodomain proteolysis
Molecular function (GO): metalloendopeptidase activity
Source: RefSeq, a predicted model, not a curated record